GUGACAAGUAACACUUUUGUAACGCGUGGCACCUUCGGCUUAUGUACUGAACACGUAAUUGCCUUAGUUUUUUACGACACAUGUCUUAUUAUAUUCCAGCUCAUUAAACAUGUUCAGGAUGAAACAGACUUCAAAUAGCACGAAAUUUUUUCAGUAAAUAACCAGCAAACAAUUGUCUUUUAGUAGCAAAGAAGGUCUCACGUAUUUACAUAUUUAACAAAAAAACUGUGUACUGACUUAUCUGAUUUAUCCGAUUACUGCAAAACUUCCGAAUUUUUUGCAAGUUUUGGAAAUCCAUUAACUCUUAAGUUAACCACUAUGGGGCCACAUAUUCCAACACCUCCAAAAUGUGAAGGGAAAAAAGAAGUUCUGAUUAAUGAGCAGUACUACGACGUCACCAAUUGGAUACCUCGUCACCCCGGGGGAAACGUGAUCAAAUUCUACACGGAAGAAGGAGAAGACGCCACGGCGGCAUUUGACCAGUUUCACGGGAGGUGCAUCACCACGGCGACAAAGUUUUUGAACCAGCUACCAAAACGGGAGGCAGGAGUGGGAAAUGGUCUUUCUCCUUCUGACAAAAAUCGCACCCGAAACGACGCUCUCUUCAACAAGGAAUUGGCCACGUUAAAAUCCGCUUUCGAAGCCGAAGGGCUCUACGCCCCGUCCUACUUCCGGGUGUUCCUUCGCUGCAUGGAAGUGGCAGUCAUCAUCAUUUACGGAAUCUAUUUGACCAAGAGUAGUACCUCCCAGGCGGUACAAUGGUUCGGUCUGUUAAUCACCGGGUUAGGAGUGGGUCGUUGCGGGUGGGUCGGACAUGAAGCCGGGCAUCGGUCACUCACCGGAAAUUUGAAAAUCGACAAAUUUAUCCACCUGCUCGCCUUCUCGUUGAGCAUCGGGAUUUCGCCGUCCUGGUGGAACAGCCAACAUAACAGACAUCACGCGAUGCCGCAACGUAUUAGGCACGACGUUGAUCUGGAAACCCUCCCACUCAUCGCAUUUAACAAGAAAGUACUUCGAGACUAUAAGAAUAAGGGAUCUUCCAUCAACAAUUUCUUUAUUCGGAACCAAGCGAAAUUGUUUCUCGUAUUUGAUACCUUUUUGGUCGGGCUUUUUUGGAGACUUUUCCUCCACCCUCGCUACAUUUAUCUGAAGCGUGCCUAUGAUGAAGCUUUCUUCGUGUGUUUGCACCAUCUCAUCUUCACCGGAUUUCUUGGACUUGUCAACACAUUGGUCAUCUACUUCAUCGUCGCGUUCUACCUUUUUGGGACUUUUACCCUGAACCACACCCACCUGGAUGUCACCGAAGAAGGGAAAAGUUGGGUCGAGUACGGCUUAGAGCACACGGUGGACAUCACCUCCACCCCGUUGACGGAUUGGUGGAUGGGUUAUCUUAACUUCCAGAUCGAGCAUCAUCUCUUCCCGCAGAUGCCGCAGUAUAAUAAUCACCUCAUUCGAGAUAGAGUGGCCGCCCUGGCGAAAAAAUAUGACCUCCCGUAUCAAACGAUCGGAUAUUGGGAAGCGGUAGGAAAAGUUUUCAGGAAUUUGGAAGAUGUCGGACAGCAUGUUGGGAAUUAAUGGAUAAUUAAAUUAGUCUAAAUGUAGUAGUUAUGAACACUUAAAAAUCGAAUACAGGUACAUGCAUAUAUUGAUUUGGUAAUAAUUUUAGACGGAUUGGUAGUACAGUAGUUUAUGUUAAUUUUUUUGAGGUAUUGUAUUUAUGUGAUAAUAUGCUAUGUAAACGUGCAAUCUCCAUAUUCCUAUGUUAAAUUCUGGAGAAUCACAAGCACAAAUCUUGUUCAAUUCUCACGUGAUCGUAAACUAUAAAUAUAUUCUGCCUUCACUUUUUCUGAUCUUUCUAACAGCAUGUAAAAGGUAGAAUUUGAAUAGGAACCCGUUUGUUAGACGUGUUACUAACAUUUGGCUGAUAGUUGAUUAAUUUGGAAAACUUUCGUGCAGUACACAGUUCAAUAGGCACAAAAUGCUCGAAAAGGAUUUGUGAUUAAAUAAAAUUAAUUAAGUAAUCAAUUGUAUAAACAUAUAAAUCAGUACCUUAUUGAACAUGAGUUCACUUAAAUUGAGGAGUAAAAUAAAAUGAUUUUAAAUACCCUCAGA
Molecule: messenger RNA, 2112 nt
Organism: Folsomia candida
Lineage: Eukaryota; Metazoa; Arthropoda; Collembola; Entomobryomorpha; Isotomidae
Product: acyl-lipid (8-3)-desaturase
Exons: 4
Coding region: 319-1575 (418 amino acids)
Biological process (GO): lipid metabolic process
Cellular component (GO): membrane
Molecular function (GO): oxidoreductase activity, acting on paired donors, with oxidation of a pair of donors resulting in the reduction of molecular oxygen to two molecules of water
Source: RefSeq, a predicted model, not a curated record